This is a messenger RNA of Exophiala xenobiotica, 2202 nucleotides long. RefSeq lists its product as uncharacterized. Gene Ontology annotation, molecular function: DNA-binding transcription factor activity, RNA polymerase II-specific; zinc ion binding; DNA binding. NCBI's taxonomy places the organism in Eukaryota, Fungi, Ascomycota, Eurotiomycetes, Chaetothyriales, Herpotrichiellaceae. The transcript has 3 exons. Bases 48 to 2156 code for a protein of 702 amino acids. The record is from RefSeq and is a predicted model, not a curated record. Gene Ontology annotation, biological process: DNA-templated transcription; regulation of DNA-templated transcription.
GAACGUGUACUCUUCUCGGCCACCUUAGCUCAGCCGUCGCGGCGACCAUGGGAAAAGUCCAGAAGGGUGACACAUUGAGCCACGGGCUGAUUCGGCAAUCACCGCUCCUACCCUCUGGCCGCGAUUCGAGGUCCUGCAUAUGUUGCAAUCGGCGCAAGGUCCGCUGCGAUAGGUCAUCACCGUGCAGUAACUGCUUGAAAGCUGGCUGGAAAUGCGAGUAUCCUCGAAGCGACAGGAAUGGGUCUUCUAAAGAGCCAAUCCUGCAAGCGAUUCUGGACCGCCUGGAACGUGUCGAGGCUAUGCUGGGACACCUGCGCGAUGGCCACCAAACACAGACUGAUUCACCCAGUGAAAUACACGACAAGGACCAAGACGUACUGUCGAUGCCUCGAGAGCAGUCAUCCAGGCAUUGGGAACUUUUGUUGAAUGAUGGACAAAGAGUUCAAUAUGUGAACAACUCAAAUAUUGUGGACUUACUGCAAGACGAGAGCCUGAAGUUGCCAGAGCCUCUGACAGUUCGGCCCACUGCGAGCUCGCCGCCUAAGCCUCCAACAUCAAUGAAGGUGCACCCUGGCCUGACCGGCUCCUCAUCACCAAGCCUUGCGGACAUUUACACACUCUAUCCCGAAUCACGGUUGGCCUUACAGUUAUGGUCAAUUUAUGUAAAGAACGUGGACCCUGUACUCAAGAUCUUGCAUCUCCCUACGAUUCAGUCAGCCGUGGUCUCGACCAUCGUUGACCCAAGAUCGGCUGGCGUAUCAAUGCUGGCGCUCACCUUCGCAAUUUACUUUGCAGCAGUUACAAGCCUUGGUGGCUCGCAUCCAGCAGAGCUGGCGCAGGAAGAUCUUGUCCUGCUACUCCAACGUUACAAGGCCGCCUUGAACCAGAUUCUGCUUGGAGCUGACAUCUUGCACAAACCGGAGUUGAUUUCUUUGCAAGCGCUCGCCAUCUUCGUCACAUGUCUACGAGUACACGAGACCGGCCGUGGCAUAUGGGUACUCAACGGAAUUGCGAUCAGGCUGGCGCAAUCAAUCGGACUACACAGGGAUGGAUUAUCCCUGAAAUUGAGUCCGUUCGAGACCGAGCUUCGGCUUCGGUUGUGGUGGCACCUAUGCUUGCUCGAUUCACGAGCGCCGGAAGACCAUGGGUUCGAGUUGACAGUCGACAUUCUCAACCGGGAUCAUCAAAGGCUUCCACUUAACGUGGACGACAGCCAAUUGUGUGCAGAUAUGAAGGAGUUGCCUGUCGAAUCCCAAAGCUGGACAGAAAUGUCUUUCUUCCUGGUGCAGAUUGAGGCCGCCAGACUUCUGCAUCCCAUCCUCGGAACUCGAGAGAACGCUGCCGCAGAUGUGCUGGAAGAUGUCGCUGCCAAGCGGAAAAUGAUUGAGGAUCACAGUAAGUGGUUGCACAAAACAUACUUUUCCAGUUCCAGCCCGUCGCAUCGGCUUUCUUCGGUCGCAUAUCAACACUACUUGAAUGCAUGCAAAAAAAUAGAGUUUAUGCUUCAGCUUCGAGAAGAAAUUCAUCACCAGAAACAAAAACCGAGGUCAGAUCCUGUUGUCCAUGCACUUGCUCCAGCAUCUUUCGGAUCUGCUUGUGAUGCAUUGGCGGGCAGUUGGACACUCCUGAGCGGAGAGGUCUCUAGACAGUUCUCAUGGCUCUUCAAGACGUACACUCAAUGGUACGCCCUAGCAUAUGUCUUACGCUGUCUUUGCACCACUCCUGCUUCUCCACAUUCAGACCGAGCAUGGGCCCUGGUCGACGAUAUUUUCAGCAGCAUAGGUCAGUUGAAUGAGCCUUCUGGGGAGGUGACUGUGGGUAGCAGCAGUGACGGCAUCUGGGCCUCCCUCCUCCAGCUUCGUGAUAAAGCGAUGUCUUUGAGGAUACUAUCAAAACCACCUCCAACUCGGCCGAGGAGCGCCGACCGGCCAGAGGAUGUCAUUGCUUUUAAAUUUUCACAACCCGCUGAUUGCCUCUCUGGCUCGACAAAUCCUCCUUGCCUCAACCCUCUACAACAACAGCUGGAGAGCCUUCCAGAUUGGCAGCAAGGCAACCCGUUCUCAAAUAUUUCCAUGACGGACUUUCCAUGGGUGCCCGGAUGGCAUGCUGUCAUCACCGGAAGCCUGGAUGAUUAUAGCUGGGACGAUCUGAUGUAACUUAGAGCAUGACUUUGGUGUUCGCUACCGUGGCGUAUUGGCGACU